Messenger RNA from Anopheles funestus (African malaria mosquito), 5804 nucleotides. It is a transcript of the gene ClC-a, whose product is annotated as chloride channel protein 2. Bases 1833 to 4739 code for a protein of 968 amino acids. The transcript is spliced from 10 exons. Gene Ontology annotation, cellular component: membrane. Gene Ontology annotation, molecular function: voltage-gated chloride channel activity. Gene Ontology annotation, biological process: chloride transport; transmembrane transport. Lineage: Eukaryota; Metazoa; Arthropoda; Insecta; Diptera; Culicidae. The record is from RefSeq and is a predicted model, not a curated record.
GGCAGCGUGUGUCGCUUUGGGACACACCGUCCCUCGCCACACGUGAGUGACAGUGAACUUGGCGAUUUUUCAUUUUUCAUCCACCACCAACGGGCCCCACCCUCCACACCCUUCCGUGGAUGGUGCGAAUGGUCAGUGGGAAUGGCGAGUUCCGUGUCCUUCACUCCCCAAAAAAUCGUUCAAAGAAACAAAUGACCACCCCACACUCUCACACACAAGCCAAAUCGGUAGUUAGUCGGUUAGACACUGUGUGGGUUAUGUUGGUGCUCGGCACAUUAGUAUGGAUGUAUUGUGAUUAAGUACAGUACCGAUCCCGGUUGUCGGUUUUUGCGGUGUCGGAAAAUUCAAACCAUUUUCCGGCCCUUUCAGUCGAGUCGCGAAUGUCAUUUCGGGCUGCUGCUGUUGUGACAGUUCGUGCUCGCGAAUCGAUCCUCCCGGUAGCGGGAAACCCGUGGUUGUACUCGUGGUGCAGUGUUUAAUAGGCGGUUAAUAUUUUCGCGAAUUCGAAAUACGAUUAAAUAUUUAACGUUAAAAUCAAACCAAUGCAGAAGCAAGAUGAAUUCGUUCGAAACAUUGUGAUCACAGUGCCACAAGGUAAUGGUGAUGGUAUCCGUGUGUGGAGAAACAUUUUUAUCUUUAAAAAAAACGCUCAAGCACCGUGAUUUAUUCAUCACCCAUUUUUUCGGGUUCAAUAGCACCGAGUGAAAAUACACCCAGCCACACUGCACGGUCAUUUCCUCUCAACCCCCAGUUUUGGUGAACUUGAUCUUGAUGGGCACCAGCAUCGGCAGUCGAACCUUAUGUUCAAAUGUGAAGGUCGUUAAGAUUUUGUAAGAUAUUUAAACUACGACAGCACAGAAAGAUCGCCAUCGUUCAAAGAGCGGCGUCGAAUCCCGGCACACAACCGUCCAUUUCCCCCGUAACGUAUUUCCCCCAUGCUUCUACUCGUUUGGCUUUCCACCUGGGACACACUGUAUGUUGCGACGCAAAGCAGGAAAAGAGUAUGUCGCUGUAAAAAUAAACCCACAUCAGUCUACGGUGGCCAAAAAACACAAUAACGGUUCGGGACGGAUUGUGGGCCGAUCAGAGUUUUCCACUACACCUCAACAACGUCGCGCCAUACAUGCAAUCCCAGAUGGUCAGUCUACCAGACAGUGAUCUACACACGAAGUGCGGUGGGAUGAGCUGCCUUUUAUUGUACUGAUCUCCCUGUAGAAUCGGUGUCCCUCUGCCAAAUACACACCGAAAGCGAAAGCGUCCGUCCCGAAGUGAACGAUCGACACUUUCAAACAAGUAUCUUCGAUGAUGAUGAAAUUCAACGAUAUUGGUGAUGCUAUUUACUUGUACGAUAAAGUUGUUUGUUGUGUUUUUACGGUUUUUUGGCAAGCAACAUUUAUCAAACUUAACGCACAUUAUGCCUCCCCUUCGGUAGGGUGGUUUGUAAUUGGCAAGUGUUCGCAUUCUAUCGACCCUACAGCCAGAUUCCUUCCACAGAGUGUGUAUCAUCGAUGACACCGGAUUCGCUUCGGUAAUAAUGCAAUUAUGUACGUGAACUAGUGGUCUGAACGUAAGAAUAGUGUUUGAAUCUGGAUGAAAAAUAGUAUCUGAGUGGAUAACAAUUGAAAAACGAACUCUUUUUGGACCAAAUUAAACAGAGGAACAGAGCUUCUCUGGAAUUUUUCUUCAUGGCCGUGAAAGUGUUUUCCACAGCGACAGUGUAAAACGAUAGUGAAUUUUACUUUUAUUGUGCAAAAAAAAACGAUCCUUCCCCCACUGAAGAUAGUAUUAUAUGUAUGGUCGUUACACGAAGGACCUAGGAGAAUACGCCAAAGAUGAAGCGCGAAGACUCAGGCUUCUUGAACGACGAAGAAAAAAAGAUGAUAAAGCAAGAAACAAGAUGGAAAUCGUUGCAGGAACUGUUGGAUGUGCGAGACAACAAGUUCUUCAAGGCGGCCUCGUGGCUGUGGCGUAACACAUUCGCCCGACUCGGUGAAGACUGGGUGUUCCUGGCACUGUUGGGCAUCAUCAUGGCGAUGCUAUCCUACGUGAUGGAUAAGGGCAUCUCGAUGUGUACGAACUCACGCGUCUGGUUGUACCGGGAUCUCACCAACCAUCCGGUGGCACAGUAUCUCGCCUGGGUAUCGCUCCCGGUCUGUUUGAUCCUGUUUUCGGCCGGCUUUGUGCAUCUGGUCGCACCGCAGAGUAUCGGGUCCGGUAUACCGGAGAUGAAAACCAUCCUGCGUGGUGUAGCGCUCAAGGAGUAUCUCACCUUCAAGACGCUGGUCGCGAAGGUGAUCGGUCUCACGGCCACGCUCGGCAGCGGGAUGCCGCUCGGCAAGGAAGGUCCCUUUGUACAUAUAGCUAGUAUAGUAUCGCAGCUGCUAAGUAAGAUCAUCACAUCAUUCCAAUCGAUCUACGAAAACGAAUCACGCAACACGGAAAUGUUGGCGGCGGCAUGUGCGGUCGGUGUCGGGGCCUGCUUUGCCGCACCGAUCGGUGGCGUACUGUUCAGCAUCGAGGUAACGACGACGUACUUCGCCGUACGCAACUAUUGGCGCGGAUUCUUUGCAGCCGUCUGUGGGGCCACUGUCUUCCGGUUGCUGGCGGUCUGGUUCCAGAAAGCGGACACCGUGACCGCCAUGUUUUCGACCAACUUUACGUCCGAUUUUCCCUUCGAUCCGCAGGAGCUUUUCGUGUUUGCUCUGAUAGGACUCGUCUGUGGCUUAGGUGGUGCCUUGUACGUAUGGGUACAUCGGAAGUACGUACUGUUUAUGCGCUCGAACAAAAAGAUGAACAAAUUUCUUCAAAAAAACCGUUUUCUGUAUCCUGGUAUUGUGGCACUUAUUGUGGCCACUCUUUCAUUUCCGAUCGGCUUCGGUAAGUACAUUGCGGGUGAGCUGAGCACACACGAUCAGGUGCACCAGCUGUUUUCCAACUUUACCUGGACCAAACACGAGCUCACUGUCGAACAGGCGGCCGUCGUAUCGAACUGGCGCACACCCGAAACGAACGUGUUUGCUAACCUGAUUAUUUAUUUACUGUACACGUUCUUCAUGUCGAUCAUUGCCUCAACCAUUCCCGUACCGUCCGGUAUGUUCAUACCCGUGUUCAAAAUUGGCGCCGCAUUUGGACGUAUCGUCGGUGAAGCGAUGCAUCUUUGGUUCCCACAUGGCGUACGGUAUGGGGGCAUGCUGGCACCGAUCAUUCCCGGUGGCUAUUCGGUAGUUGGGGCGGCUGCUUUCUCCGGUGCCGUCACACACACCGUGUCCGUCGGUGUGAUUGUGUUCGAGAUGACGGGCCAAAUAACGCAUAUCGUGCCGGUCAUGAUCGCGGCCCUCAUCUCCAACGCGGUUGCAGCACUGCUCCAACCGUCCAUGUACGACAGUAUCAUUCUCAUCAAAAAGUUACCAUACCUGCCCGAUCUACUGCCGUCCGGUUCGGGCAUGUACAACAUUUACGUGGAGGACUUUAUGGUGCGUGACGUGCGCUACAUCUGGAAGGGAAUCUCGUACCAGCAGCUGAAGGAAAUUCUGAAAGCUAACAAAAGUCUCCGCAGCUUACCGAUCGUCGACAGCCCGGACAACAAGGUGCUGCUUGGUAGCGUGCAGCGUUACGAACUGAUCAAGAUGAUCGACAAACACAUCGGGCGCGAGAAACGGCUCGAAGUGGCGGCCAAGCUGAUGAAGGAAGCGGAGGAGAAGGCACGCGAAGAACAGGAGCGUCAGAAACGUGAAGCCGCUGAAGCAUUAAAAACGCGCCGUCCGUCACGUUUCGAGGUCGUUCCUGCGCCGGACAUUUUGAAACUACGGGAGCGAGCCAAUAACGAAAUGCUACCACCCCAAGCGCGCCGAGAAUCGAACGCAUCCGUUACCGGCGGUCCAGUUUUUGGUGGUACGCAGCCGAAGAAAUCGAUCCUCAAGAAAACGAACUCCUUCACGCUGAAAGGCUUCAGUCCGCUGUCUCCGCACAGUCCAGUCCAUACGCCGUACACGACAAUCACUGGUACAGAGAGUCGCAUUCGGUCUGCGUUCGACAUCAUCUUCCGCAAAUCGGCUACGUUGCAGGAUGUUACUCCCGAUCCGGAAAUUGGUUCGAUCGGUACACCGAGCAUCGUCGGUUCGGAAGGUGCUCCACUAACGCCUGGCAUCUCAAAGAAGGUGCAACUGCCACGGGAACGCGUUAUCGAUAUGUCACCCGAGGAUCAGAAGGCUUGGGAGAUGGAAGAGAUGGCAAAGGCGAUCGAUGUCGAUCAUCUCCAUAUCGAUCCGGCGCCAUUCCAGCUUGUCGAGCGUACAUCCAUCCUGAAGGUUCACUCGCUGUUCUCGAUGGUGGGCAUUAAUCACGCGUACGUAACCAACGUUGGUCGUCUGGUCGGUGUGGUGGCUUUGAAGGAGCUACGAACGGCAAUUGAGAGUGUAAAUAAUGGAACACUCACACCAGAGUCAGUUAAAGCCAAGCAGGAAGAGGAAGCACGUGCACUUGUCCAAAAAGAAACCGACAACAACAACGGCAUUUCGGCGGAAGAUCCUCUACUCCCAAAGAGACCCGGUGACACGUUUAGUGACAAAAAAGUAAAUAACACAAUCACCUCGAUGGAUUCGGCAUUGUCCAACUCGGACAACUGUUCGGACAUUGAGCUAGAUAAUAUUAACAUUGAUCACGGUGAUACUUCUACCACUAACGGUACCAACAGCACCACCAAGCCACACACCAACAACCAUUCCAGUCAACAGCAGUAGUGGUUGAUUGUGGCGUUGGUAGCAAAAAGAAUUGUACAUGUAGCAACUAUUAGCAAUGCCCUUUCGCCGUGUUAAGAAGGGACUCAACCAGGGAUGUCAAGUUGUUCAAGCACAGAGUGUUAUUCAACAAUAGCAACUCCAACUCGUGCACUAUUGCAAGGCUUCAAACAACAAAAAGACACUACGAUCACAACAUACACAGAUGCACAUGCAAAACACCCACGGCACUACCAAAUAUACUGGAAAAUGGAUCUCAUUAUGCCACGCGAAAUAUCACAAAACAACACCGACAUCAACCAACAACACUUUAGCAUCAUACAAAUCUACUGCAAGCACAAGAGUCGAAAUUAAUGUGGAACGACUUUAAACAAGAGUAAUCACGUGAUCCGUACCAGUCCCGUCUCACCGACCAUGUAAUGUUGCAGGAAAUGCGCGCUAAGAUUUCUUUCAAUGUGAUUGUACUUUAAGUGAUAUGACUUGUUCCAGCGUGUGAGUCCUUUGAUUAUAUAAUAAUCGAACAUCAAGCAGCGCCCUGUGGCAAACGUACAUGGCUUACAGGUGAGAAAGGCGACAAACGAUACAAAAGCGCCCCAAUAUCAUCCAACAGUACACGAUCGAUACAACUCGAGAUGGUGCGAUGUUUCUUCAUGCCUGUGGUCGUAGUGAUUUUAGUGCCAAAUUCUAAGAAGAACAAAUAGUUCUCUAAUCGGAAACCAUGUAAAAGCCGUACGGGGUACCGCGUGUGUCACACCCUGUGGUAAUGCACAAAAUCGGUCCGUUUCUUGUUCUUUGCUUUAUGUUUGUGCCUUAUCGUUUCGUAAUUUUAAAAACAAAAGUAAAUUAUUUUACCAACCGCUCCGAUUGAAGAACUGACCGAAACCGGAAGAAAACGAACACGUGUACACGGGAAGUAGAUGUGAUACACUUGGGCGUCGGUUAGUAUAGAGAAUCGGAAUUCUCCUGCCGUGUUGUGAAAGAUUUUAAUUUUAUUCUAGUAGCGUAAGAUAAAGAGAGAAUGUUGUAUAAAGAUGAACAAAAUAAAAGACACAAAAGUAUAGUAAUUAA